Molecule: messenger RNA, 1354 nt
Organism: Penaeus indicus
Lineage: Eukaryota; Metazoa; Arthropoda; Malacostraca; Decapoda; Penaeidae
Product: GA-binding protein subunit beta-1-like
Exons: 9
Coding region: 41-1126 (361 amino acids)
Biological process (GO): positive regulation of transcription by RNA polymerase II
Cellular component (GO): nucleus
Molecular function (GO): transcription cis-regulatory region binding; protein binding
Source: RefSeq, a predicted model, not a curated record
UAGAGAUUAAUGAUUAUUUUAUUAUUUUUAACAGUUGAAGAUGACUGCUUUACAUUGGGCCUGUGAUAGAGGACACACCUCAGUUGUUGGCUUACUUCUGAAACAUCAUGCCAAAACUGAUGUGGUAAACAAAUUUGCUAAGCCUCCUCUCCAUAUUGCAGUAGAAAGAGGACAUCAGCAGAUCAUCCGGCUACUUCAGGAAGGUGUGAAUUACAAAGAAGAGGAGGAGGCGGUUGCAGUGGAAUCCAUUUCACUAAAUGUCACAGAUGACUUGAACUCCAUUCCUGUUGUGUGCAAGACAGAGGAGGUUUGUACAGAGGAGUAUGAAGAAGAACCAGUGGAAGACCAGGUAGAGAAGGAGGAGGAAGAAAGGUUUAGCAUGGAGGGUGAUCUACCUCACUCUAUCCUUGCAGAUGACUCAGAUGAUCAAAACACAUCAGUCCUGGCAACACUGGCAGAAUUAGCAGAGGCCACAUCAAAAGGAUCUGAGGGCUCUGAGGAAGUGGCAAGUGCAGCUGCUUUAGAACUACUGAAAGCCCAAGCUGCUCUGCUACCAGUAGAUGACUCCUCAACCCUUGUGACAUCAGCAGUAGCACAUGGUCAGACACUACACCUUACAGAGGCUGGGAGACAGGCUUUAAAAUUGAUUAAACAGGAAAUGCCUCUACUUCCAACAGCCACAUUAAAACAGGAUCACCUUAAUGCAGACCAUAAUAAAUGUGCUAAAUCCAGUACAAGUUCAAACUCCAGCUCACACAGAAAUCGAAACAAGCAUACCGAGUCUUCAUAUUCAUCGUCUACCUUGACAGCACCAUGUCUGCCAGCUCUACUCUCAACUUCAGGUGUAGAAAGCAUAGUGGAAGAGAUUGCAGAUGAGAGUCAAGAAGUCACUCAGGUCAUAACACUAAGUCCAGAGCAGUAUGCUGCUUUGACAGGUGAGACAAAUGGGCCCAUCAUACUGCAAGUGUUGUCCAGUGGAGAGGAUCAAUUGAAUGAAUUAGACACAGGCCAGAUUCCACCAGCACCAAAACGACAGAAGGUGAUGCAGCUUGUCACAAAAACAGGGCAAGGGUUAGCAUCUCAAAAUCAGGCUGUGGCAAAAGUCUCAGGUCAGGUAAGGUACUGAGUGUGGAUGUGUCAAGAGGAGGUAAUUUGUAGUACAGCGCUUCACUGUACCAUUUACACUGGAAUAAACAUAAGUUUGACAGAACACUUUAUUGCUACAUGUAUAUGAUAUUUGUACAUUUCAACAGAAAAUGUAGAAGUAGGUAUUUCAGAAGAAAAUAUUGUUGAUAUUUGGUAAUGAUGUUAAUAUUUAUACAAAUCCAUGUUAAUAAACUGAGUUUAACUCAUA